Nannizzia gypsea CBS 118893 is the source of this 3132-nucleotide messenger RNA. RefSeq names its product mitotic control protein dis3. Lineage: Eukaryota; Fungi; Ascomycota; Eurotiomycetes; Onygenales; Arthrodermataceae. Gene Ontology annotation, cellular component: cytoplasmic exosome (RNase complex); nuclear exosome (RNase complex). The transcript is spliced from 2 exons. Bases 1 to 3132 code for a protein of 1043 amino acids. The record is from RefSeq and is a predicted model, not a curated record. Gene Ontology annotation, molecular function: endonuclease activity; RNA binding; 3'-5'-RNA exonuclease activity. Gene Ontology annotation, biological process: rRNA catabolic process.
AUGAAGAGUCUACGAAGAAACCAUUCCUCGAAUCCUCAUGCCUCGAAUGUCUCCAGCAAGAUCUUUGUACGCUCCACAAAGAGCGGCAAAGUCCAGAAAAUAGUGCGCGAGCUAUACCUCAGACAAGAUAUCCCGUGCUCGUCAAGAUUAUGCACCGCAUGCCUCUCAUACGCCCCGACAGAUGCUAAUGGUUUUGUUACACCAUUCGUUCUCUCGGAGAAGCCCGCUGGUACAAAACGGUUCCCAAAGGGCCAUUACUUGCUUCCUGACACGAAUGCAUUACUCAAUGCGAUGGAUCUCUUUGAACAGACAAGCGCUUUCUACGAUGUCAUAAUUCUGCAGACUGUGUUAGAGGAGCUCAAGAACCAGUCUUUACCCCUAUACAACAGGUUGAUAUCCCUGAUACGGAGCGAAGAGAAACGGUACUAUCUGUUUUUUAACGAAUUUCGGCUGGAAACUCAUGUCAGAAGGGGUGCACACGAGAGUAUAAAUGACCGCAACGACCGGGCUGUCAGAACAGCUGCGAAGUGGUACACCAAUCACCUCCAAGAGGCCAAAAGGGCUGGCCAGAAGGAACAAAAUAUCCCUGCUAUCGUGGUGCUUACAGAUGAUAAGGGGAACGCCGCCAAGGCAGACGAAGAAGGCGUGACCGCACUGUCGUUGACAGACUAUAUAUCUGGACUUGAAGAUGCAGACAGACUACUGGACAUGGUCAACGAGUCAAAAUUGGCACAUGAAUCUAAGCCAAAGAAGGGAGAGAUGUUGUACUCUGCCUAUUAUUCCAUGUCAAAGAUUAUGACGAUGAUAAGAGCUGGUACCCUUCACCAAGGGAUAUUCAAUGUCUCUCCUUACAACUAUCUUGAGGGAAGCGUGAAUGUCCCUGCUUUUGAGAAAUCACUCCUAAUUCUCGGACGGGAUAAUAGCAACCGGGCAAUUUCUGGUGAUAUUGUCGUCGUGGAAGUGUUGCCCAAGGACCAGUGGAAAACGCCUUCCUCGAAAAUUAUCGACGAGGAAGCUUUAACAAAAGAUGACAAUCCGGAGGCAGAAGAAAACGAGGCCGUAGUGACGGAGCGCGAGAGAAAAGCUCUACAGGAAGAAGUCCGAAAAGCUCAUGGAACAGUAACUGAAAGCCGUCCGCAACCAACUGCAAAGGUGGUUGGUAUCAUCAAAAGGAAUUGGCGACAAUACGUUGGGCACAUCGACGGAUCAUCUAGCUCACAUGCUUCGUCGGCUGGUCGACGUCAGCAGACAGUCUUCGUCAUUCCCAUGGACAAACGAGUGCCAAAGAUAAGGAUACGAACGCGACAAGGAAAUGAGCUUAUGGGACAGAGAAUAUUAAUCACAAUAGACUCCUGGGAUAGGGAUUCUCGAUACCCUGUGGGUCAUUUUGUGCGCUCCCUAGGAGAAGUAGAAACCAAAGGCGCCGAGACAGAGGCGCUAUUGUUAGAGUACGAUGUGCAAUAUAAACCGUUUCCCCAGACUGUUUUGGAUUGCCUGCCGCCGGAAGGCCACGAUUGGAAAGUUCCAGCGGACAAGUCCGACCCUGGAUGGAAAGAUAGAAAAGACUUAAGAGAGCUACUUGUCUGCAGUAUCGACCCGCCCGGUUGCCAGGAUAUUGAUGAUGCCCUUCAUUCACGGCCGUUAACGAACGGUAACUUUGAAGUUGGUGUUCAUAUUGCAGACGUUUCCAACUUUGUAAGGCCGAAUAACGCCAUGGAUACGGAGGCUAGCAUGCGAGGAACAACAGUCUAUCUAGUGGACAAGCGGAUCGACAUGCUUCCAAUGCUACUUGGAACUGAUCUCUGCUCUCUUAAACCUCAUGUUGAACGCUACGCAUUCUCUGUAUUGUGGGAAAUAACUCCUGAGGCUGAGAUUGUGUCUUCUAGUUUUACCAAGUCUGUCAUUUUUUCUCGCGAAGCUUUCAGCUACGAGCAGGCUCAACUGCGCAUUGAUGAUCAGUCGAAAACAGACGAUUUGACAGCAAGCAUGCGCACUCUCCUCCGGCUGUCUAAACUUCUUCGACAGAAGAGAAUGGAUGCAGGAGCAUUGAACCUUGCGUCUCCGGAGGUCCGAAUUGAAACAGACUCAGAACUCUCCGACCCUGUUGCGGAUGUCAAGACAAAGGCUCUUUUGGACACAAACAGCCUGGUUGAGGAGUUCAUGCUACUCGCCAAUAUUUCGGUUGCUGCCAGAAUCUACGAAUCAUUCCCCCAGACCGCGCUUCUGCGGAGACAUGCUACGCCACCACCUUCAAAUUUCGAGGAACUGAUAACUCAACUCUCGAAAAAGCGCAACCUCACACUAGAUGUAUCCAGCUCGCUGGCUCUAGCCAACUCCCUAGACAAAUGCGUUGACGAGAGAAACCCUUUCUUCAACACUCUCAUUCGUAUUCUAGCCACGCGGUGCAUGACUUCUGCCGAAUAUUUCUGCGCUGGGGCACAUUCAGAGUCCGAAUUCAGGCAUUACGGGCUUGCAUCGCCGAUAUAUACCCAUUUCACAUCGCCAAUUCGACGUUAUGCUGAUCUUGUUGUUCAUCGACAACUGGCUGCCGCCAUCGGCUAUGAGGGCCCAGGAGCCUCUGCCGGUGAGGGACUAACUACCCGAAGUAAACUAGAUGACAUUUGCAAAAAUAUCAACCAUAGACAUCGGAAUGCCCAGUUUGCCGGUCGAGCCAGUAUAGAGUACUAUGUUGGUCAAGCGCUUAAAGCAAGGGGUGAGAUAGAAGCUAGGCGCCUUGGGUCCGAAGUCGCUCCUGGUGUCGAUGAAGAGGGCUACGUGAUGCGUGUAUUUGAUAAUGGCGUUGUUGUCUUUAUUCCACGGUUCGGUAUUGAAGGGGUUGUCCGGUUGGAAGAUUUUGUUCUGGAUGGCCAACAGGCAAAGGCCUUUGAUCCAAGCGCAAGCAAGCAAAUUGCCGCCCGGAGAGAAAGCGAGUUUGACAAUGAACAAUAUUCUCUCAAGGUAUGGGACAAAGGAGCUGACGGAGAUGAAAAGACACCGUCACAACCAAGCUCCAACAGCAUGGGUGUCGAGUUGUUUGAUAAGGUCAAGGUAAACGUUAGGUCCGUCAAGGAAGAAAAGGGGCGUGGAGCAGGCAAAAGAAGAGUACGAGUGUUGAUCCUAGAGAAAGUGUGA